This is a messenger RNA of Melopsittacus undulatus (budgerigar), 1961 nucleotides long. It is a transcript of the gene GJA4, whose product is annotated as gap junction protein alpha 4. Gene Ontology annotation, molecular function: gap junction channel activity. The transcript is spliced from 2 exons. Bases 279 to 1310 code for a protein of 343 amino acids. The record is from RefSeq and is a predicted model, not a curated record. NCBI's taxonomy places the organism in Eukaryota, Metazoa, Chordata, Aves, Psittaciformes, Psittaculidae. Gene Ontology annotation, biological process: cell-cell signaling. Gene Ontology annotation, cellular component: connexin complex.
CACCGACCCCACCGGCUUCGGCCCCGACGGUCCCCGCUGUGCCGGGAGCCGGAGCUCCGCGGAGCCGGCCCAUGGGGCCGCCCCCCGGGGGCAGUGGACGGGGCGGCCCCGCACACCUGCGGCCCAGCGCUGAGCCCCGGCCCCUUGCUUCCUGCCCGCGCUCCUCCCCCGGCUCCCCCGGUCCCGCACGGCCAGAGCCGCCCCGCACACCCCAGCGCGGCCCGAGCCAGGCGGGACGUGCCCGGAGCACGGAGCAGAGGCACGAGGCUCCAUAGGAGAUGGGUGACUGGGGUUUCCUGGAGAAACUGCUGGACCAAGUCCAGGAGCACUCGACUGUGAUCGGGAAGAUCUGGCUCACUGUGCUCUUCAUCUUCCGCAUCCUCAUCCUGGGCUUGGCUGGGGAGUCUGUGUGGGGGGACGAGCAGUCGGAUUUCGUGUGCAACACCAAGCAGCCCGGCUGCACCAAUGUCUGCUAUGACAAAGCCUUCCCCAUCUCCCACAUCCGCUACUGGGUGCUCCAGUUCCUCUUUGUCAGCACCCCAACCCUGGUUUACCUGGGCCACGUUGUCUAUCUCUCACGGAAGGAGGAGAAGCUGAAGCAGCAGGAGAGUGAGCUCCGGGCUGUCCACAGCAAGGACCCGAAGAUCGAGCAGGCACUGGCAGCCAUAGAGAAGAAGAUGUCCAAGAUCUACGUGUCAGAGGAUGGGAGGCUCAAGAUCCGAGGGGCACUGAUGUGGACGUACAUCAUCAGUGUGAUCUGCAAGAGCAUCUUUGAGGCUGGUUUCCUUGUUGGUCAGUGGUACCUGUACGGCUUCUCCAUGGUGCCCCGCUAUGUGUGCAAGAGGGACCCCUGCCCACAUCAGGUGGACUGCUUCAUCUCCCGCCCUACCGAGAAGAGCAUCUUCAUCAUCUUCAUGCUGGUCAUGGGCCUCAUCUCCUUAAUCCUGAACCUCCUGGAGCUCUUCCACCUCUGCUGCAAGAACCUGCUCAGCAACAUCAAGAAGGUGUCGGACCCAGCCAUCCCAAGCCGGGACGCCUUUGCCCCUGACAUGGUCUCAGGUGCGUGCCCACACAAGCACUACCCCUUCCUGCCCAUGGCCGAGAGCCACACGCCGUCCUUCCAGGCCUUCCACGAGCUCUCCAACCAGCAGAACUGGGCCAACAUCCACAACGAGGAGAACCUGGCACUGGGCAGCAACAGCAGAUCCCUGCCAGACCCCUAUGCCCCCAGGGCUGCCGAUGCCCCCAUCCCAGAGGAGAAGCUGUGCAGCCGGCCCGGGAGCUCAGCCUCUAAGAAGCAGUAUGUCUAGAGCCAGGCUGGCCCUGGCUGGCCAGGGGGGGACGUUCCUUGGCCCCCUGUGCCUUGAAGGUGCUGGCCAUGGGCAGGCAGCUGCCUCCUGCCUGGUGCUGUGUGGCAGCCAGGCCCCUCGGUGGCUGUGCCCACACUGACCUGCCUGCUAUGGGACUUGAUGCUCAGGCUUGGGGCUGAGCACUGCCCUGGAGCGGAGCCUCUGCUCCCUCCUGUUUUCCCCACUAGACCCUGCAAGGAAGGAAACCACACAGAGUUCCCUGGGACACCAUGUCCCAUCCGUGGGAAAGGGAGAAAUCCCUGGAGCCAGGCGGCUGGGAACAGGCUGUCCCCGGGGCCAUGGCCGGAGGAUGCUGCCCUUUAGGAGCCGUGGCUUGACCGGACCCUGGGGCCUUCUGGAGAUCCCCAAGCGUGUGGCCGUGGGAAGCUGCUUGACCCCAGCCUCUGCUUGGAGCCUGGCAGGGCCGGGGCAGCGCUGCCUGAGGGGUCCUGGCCACCAGCCCCUUCCUGUCACCCUGGAGGUGGGACCAGUGGCUCCUGACCAGGGUUUGCUGGGACAUGGUGGGUUAAGCCAGCAGCAGGGCUCUGCAGUGAUCCCGAUGGCUGCAGGGUCACCACUCUGGUGCCCUGGGAGCACAAUUCCCCCCCCCCC